This is a messenger RNA of Babesia microti strain RI, 9279 nucleotides long. RefSeq lists its product as hypothetical. NCBI's taxonomy places the organism in Eukaryota, Apicomplexa, Aconoidasida, Piroplasmida, Babesiidae. Bases 1 to 9279 code for a protein of 3092 amino acids. The record is from RefSeq and is a predicted model, not a curated record. The transcript has a single exon. Gene Ontology annotation, biological process: protein targeting to vacuole; protein retention in Golgi apparatus. Gene Ontology annotation, cellular component: extrinsic component of membrane.
AUGAUUAACAGCAUGGUUGCCAAGGUCUUAAGUAUGUUCCUCUCGGACUACUUUGAGAACCCUGAGAAGCUAUCGCUAAGCCAGCUACUUACAGGUACAGUAACCCUCCACAACCUAAAGAUUAAAAAUUCAUUACUUUCGUACCUAAUGCUGCCGAUGAAGCUAGUAUAUGGCAUGGUGAAGGAACUCGAGAUCACAAUCCCCUGGCUUUCACUAUCAAGCAAGCCCAUAACGGUGGAGGUGAGAGACAUAAUAUUGGUCUAUUCGCUAACUCCCACAAAUGAAUGGAGCGCCAGCGAGCUGAUGAGUAAUUGGCAAGAUUUCAAAGACAUCGACAUACUGAAGGAAAAGUCCAUUAACAUAUUUUUGGACUCUAGCACAUUUGGUUCAAAGUGGAAUUCAAUAAUGCACCGAUUUCUUCGAAAUGCUAUAGUUUCAUUCCACAACAUUGAUUUUUUAUUGUACAAUACAUUUUUUGGUGACAUACCUCACAUAUUGGGAUUUAAUUGCAUGACGGCCUACAACAUCAAAUGUAAUCCUGAAUGGGAGCCCUUAGAGAAAUCGUUUUCUGACAAUACGGCUUCUAACUCAACCUAUUCCGCCUCUAACGACCACGAUUCCGAGGCACACGUAUCAGAAAUUCCCUCAUCAAUAAGUGCAUCAACCUACUACGAGCGAAUGCCAAUACAAAUGAUAAAGUCUGACGUACCCAUUAGUUCAGAUUCACACAAAAAGAUAGAGAAACUGAUGGAGAAUGGAAUACUUGUGUACAACUUGUUUAUUUUUGAGAGCACUAGGUUAUAUUAUCGCGAAUUUACCGACUCAGAUGACAUAUCAUUCAACGACAAAACGAUAAACGAAGUGGCAAGGUGGAUAAGGGACUCUAGCAGUGGGAACAAGGUGAUUUACCGGAGGGAAUCAUUUCAGCUGCGCUAUAGGGCGUGUAAUGGGCCUAUAAAUGAUGAUCUGAUGAAUGCACUAUUGUACGAUUCGUUGCAUGGUCAUAACAUCAAGACAUCAUUUUCUGAUUUUUCUACGAAUUACUCGAUAAACGAGCAAAUUGGACACGUCAAGUCGAUGGAUGACAACAGCGAUCGGAUUGGAGAUGAAUUUGGCAUGAUUGAAAAGGGCAAUUUGGGAUGGGCAGUUGAAAAUAAAGGCGAAGACAUAAAGAAGCGCAGGUGGAACCUUCCACGGUUUUUUGGACGUAAAAAGGAUCAGUCCACCGCUAGUAGCCUUCCAAUGGUGGAAGAGCCGCCAAAGUACCAAACAAACUUGGAGAUUUAUCAGAAUAUAUUCAGGUCUACUGAAAGCAAAUUUAUGAUUCAUACCAGGGACUCUAAAGUUUAUCCCAAUUGCUCAAUGACCCUAAUAUUUCCACACAUGGCCACAGAACUUUCAGCGGAUAUUCUAAAAUCGUUUGAAUCGUUGCUAAAGUACAUUUUAAUGUACAAGCAAGUAUGCUACAAUGGGCUGGAGAGACUGGAUGAUAGCAAAACCCCCCCAAAUGAUGAAGUUAUUAAGUAUAAAAAAGAGUUCAGGUCAAUGGCCUACGGGCUUAAAUUUGACUACGCCUAUAUCAACAACUUCUAUGAUAAAUACAGCAUGAAGUUUAUCAAAAACCUAAACAUGAGCCUUCUAGAAGACCUUUCCAUGCAAAUUUUUAACCUGCACGAAAAUAUGGAAAACUGGAAGAACUUCAAGGGAGUAACGUCUAGCUGCUAUAUGGACAGUAUCAAGUUUUUCAAACAGAAAACACCCCUCUCAAAAAAAGAAAACAACAUCCUCUGCAUGUAUAGAAAUAGACUUUUGGUCGAAAAUAUGCCCUGGUACUCUAUUCAUGUUAGAAUUCGCGGCCUGAAUGCGAAUGUACGGCUUGAGGAUGGGACGCUGGACUUUUCCUCUGAUAGCAUGAUGGCUGGCAUAACCUGCGGAUUGAUGAACGCAAAAUAUGAUCUUUCAUUAGAAAACUGCCUACUUAGGUGUGAUUUCCGCUCUUAUACUCUAAAAAAUAUCCUCCAAUCCGGUACUUACAUUGCAUCUAGCAGUGGGACCCCCACCGCCCAGUCUCAGCCCAUCUCUCCUCCCUCCAGCCGCAGCACCGAAGGGACGGUCGCCACCGGCACCGCGGCGAAUGAUAGGCCUAUGCAUAGGAAGAGUAAACUAAAGGCAUAUUCCCUGGCCUAUAACGUAUUUUCCAACCCGCUGACCAACGACACGGGAGAUAGCGAGUCCAUAAAGUGUGCGGGGGUGCUGUUGUCCUUCGACGCCGGUCCCGUAGAGCCCCUAAUCAAGAUAGAGGCAUUCGGGUCCUGGCUGUUGGCCCUGAACGUGGAAAUGAUUGGACGUUUGGCGAGGGCGGUGGAUUAUAUCAUUCAACCCUACAACUUUGAGGCCUACAUCCAAUCAUCCAAGUUCCAACCGCAAGUGAGGUCCAUCAUAGGAUUAGACGAUUUAACUUUGAACGACGUAUUUUGUGAUAUACCAUCAUCUCCAUUGCCGGAAAGUGCGCAGGAAUGCGACUUUCCAUAUUCCUCCAACAUAAGCCCAGUCCGAAUUGAGGAUGAAGAGGCGGCGUUGAACCUGCUGGCCCAGUCUGAAUCGCCAAAGCCCGUAGAAAUUGAGACUUAUGACCAGUAUCCUGGGACUAGAGGGGGGGUAGUAAACAUUAACACCUCUAGGUCCAGCAUACUACUCCUGGUUAUUUCCAGGGGCGCCAAAACAGACCUGCAGUCGCCCCUUCUCUCCAUCGACCUCGGAAACAUCCGCAGUGCCGGAACGGCAGAAAUAGGGGAGCAUCAAAGCAUACAAUUCCACGGAAUUAGCGUUACACUCUUUAAGAGCCUGCAUAAUGCUCUGCAGGACAACGACUGGAGGGUCGAAGAGCUGCUUCAAAUAGGCAACAUCAUCGACAUAUUGCGCUUAAAAGCCAGAGAAUGCCAUUCUUCGCAAAAGAUCCUACCACUCAUCAACGCCACAAUGUAUAUCCGUCACAUUUCUUCAACUGUGCCCCAUCUUACAGUAGAUCUCGACGGUUAUGGUACACUGGUCCUUAAUCUUUCCCCAGAUGUGGGGAUUCUGGCAGGUGAUUUAACUAGAGAAAUCUACACCAUAUGCAGCGUCUGCAGGGCCACUACACCAGGAGAGCCCUGCCAGUGGAGCGUCUCCGUUGCGUGGCCCUCCGUGCUGCUCAGGGUUUGGGGAAAACUUAAGCAUAUUCACACUCUGGCACAUAGAGAAUCUGAAUUUAAAAACAUAAAAUGCAGCGCGGAAUAUGAAUAUACACAAAGCGAACAAAAACAGCAAGUAAAUUGCAAGUGCGAAGGCAUUACGCUACGCCACGAUAACCAAACAUUAGAAAUUCCUUGCACCAUCGCGGCAAAUUAUGACCAAGAACUGACACUGACUGUGUCCGACCUGUAUAUGAACCUUGGAAACAACUUUGAAAUAACUAAAUUUCUCGAAUUUGUCUCCACGACAGGGUCCGCAGGGGUUUCUAGCCCAGAGAGCAUCAAUACUGCCACUAGUAGGCGAUUCCCUCAAACCUCCAUCCACCUGCGAGGCGCCUGUCUCUCCCUGCCCCUCGACCCCUGCCUACUCAAGGCACGUUUCGAUCUCAGCCUGUUUGCCCAGCCCUGCUCCGGCGGCACAGACCACAGCGGAACAGACUGGGCCUGCAAUAUCAACCUAUUCACCAGGUCCAUGCACCUGGACAGUCGCCAAGAAGGAGAAGUACAGAUCGCCAGUUCCUGGCGCUGCCACGCAAGCCUACGCAAAACAUGCCUCAACCUAGCCCUGGCCGUUGGGCUCGAACCCCUAAUCUUCACCCUUCACCCCUCGCUCCUCUCCCUGCCCCUCUCCCUGCCCCUCUCCCCCUCUCCCUCUCCCCUCUCCCCUCUCCCCUCCCCCCCCCUGAAGCUCUCGUUCGGACUCUCCAACCUGCAGGUCCAAAUGCAGCUCUGCGAACGCCCCUGCGUGCUCGUAUGCGAGAGCCUUGCCCUGGAAAUGGACACCAGCCCCGCGCCCCCGCAGCACCUACGGGGAACCCUGGGCUGCCUGGUCUACGUAGAUUCACGCGAAUUUGACGCACUGCUCGAGCCACUAGCAGUGAAGGGCGCCAUAACGGGCAUAGACAACGAGCUCUCGGUGGACCUCGAGACCAGCUGGGCCAACGUUAAUCUGCGACACGGCACCCCAGCCCCCCCUUCACCCGCAAACAACCCAACCCUUGUCAACUUACUAGGAAUGCCCAUCUAUCUGAUGGGCUACGGGCUGGGCAGCGGGCUGACCUGCGUGGCCGAUGGGGCAUCGAUGGAGCUGACGCGCUACGGCGCAGGGGCCAAGGUCGUAAUUUUGCUCUACGAGCACAUCUUCGAGUUCGAGCUGACCCGGGCAGACUUCCAGGUCAAAGAGCUGCGCUUCAGCUUCACUAGGAGCUCUGGACGUCUAAGCGAAUUUAUUAUACCCAUUCUAGUCUCCACGCUAGCCGGCCCGUCCAUGAGGGUAGAGGUCAGCUCCACGCUCUCCAUACGCAACAACACGAAGCACCGGCUCUCGCUAUACGCCAGCCCGUGCGUUACGUCGCUUCACAACUUCAUAAACUGCCAAUUUGCCAGCUCUCCGCGAAGCGUGCGCUACGAGUUCAGCGUGGACGCAAUUCAAAGCCGAGUCUUAGAGCUGGAGCGCGGAGAGGCGAGACACCUCCCGCUGCCCUGGCUCUUCAGCCGGGCCUUUGUCUAUCGCGGGCUGGCGAUGUAUAACCUGGCGCCCUGUCCCGAGGCCUGGGCGGGCGACGUAGAGGUGGACGAUAUAAGAUUUUCAGUUUGGGACGAUUACGCGUUACCUGGCGCGUCCGCGCUGGAUUACGUGAGUUACUAUGAGGCAAAUCUGGACAAAUCGCAGAUAAUAGCCAACCCUGCUUCUCUUAGGUCUAUUUUUCAUUACCAAUCCAGAGAGUCUAGCAGGCUCUACCUCGGUUCUAAACUAUUGGCAAUUAAGGAAGGUGGCAUUUUUAUAACAUCUGAAAUAAUCUACAGACGCCUGACAUUUCUACCUCACAGACACUUUGAGGUCAUGCUUUCUCCGCCCAUGACCGUUCAAAAUUUGCUGCCACACAAAUGCUUGGUACGGAUUGGUGGGCACGUUGAGGAGCUGGAUCCCACGGAGGAGUGCAGUUUUUACAACGGCCACAGUGAAUUUUCCGUUGAAAUGGCCCUGCCGUGCGACGGCAGGGCUAUCACUUACCGCUCAAAGCGCAUCUGCGUUGGCGAUGCAAAGGUAUUUGACUGCGAAAAGGUAAUUGAAUUUUUCCUCUAUGCGAGCGAGGGCGGCAAUUGUCCACUUCCGCACGUUAUUCGCUGCUGUGUCUCCAUUACGGCGCCAGUAUUCGGGAUGAGGGACUUUUCGGCCAAUGAAUCGCUCUCUAGGUACGUUUCUGUAUACGCCCGCCAUUGGGUCUUCAACAACCAGCCGCUGCCCUUGGUGAUAAAGUCCGACUACAGCACGCAGUACCUGCAGCCAGGCGAGUGCGAAAUUUUCGGGCUCUCCCUGUACGAGUCCAUGGAGUUUGGCCGGGGCUGGCUUGGGAAGGGGAUGUUCAGCGGGAGGUUUUCCAAGCCCUGUAAGUUGGACGUCCUCAGGUCAUUUUCUCAGGUCUACAUCCCGCCUUCCAAAAACGACUGCGCACGCUGGCUCUCCGUCAUCUCCCGGCCUGCGCCCCCCCCCUUCAAUAGGUCAACGCUGACGGUCAUUGAAUCGCGGUUCACCAUUGUGAACAGGUUACACCACCCGAUAUUUGUACUGCAAUGUUCUGGAAACGAGUUAACCCAGUUUUUUAGAGUUCCUCUGGGGGCGUCUGUCGCCUACCACCCAGUGGGGGUAAAAGACGCCAAGAAGCUGUCUUGUUACUUCACCCUCGUGGAGCCGAACAAAUAUUUCGUCCCUCAUUCCGUCCCUCACCCCCUGCAGACCCCGAGGGCCGCGGGGGAGCGCGUGGCCGCGGCUCUGGCCGAGGCCUGCCAAAAUUGCCACUCCUACACGCAGAGCAUAAUCCCUCCGCCAGGGUUCAACACGGCCGGGCUGUUUACGCCCUUGAGGGUCCCGGCGGGUGCUAGACUCGCCUGGCCCCUGCCGGGGCACGGGGAGGGGGGUUUCAACGGUUACUGGACGCACCUGUGGUCUAGGCGCGGGCGCAAGCAGCAUCAGUUGAACCUGGUCUACCCUAAUUCGCCCCAGUUGAGGCUACUGUUUAAUAUAAAUCGUUUUUGGCGUCCAAAGCGCGGGGGAAAGGUGGCCACUCGCACUGCUGGGCUAACAAUUGGGAGGGGGCAUGGCGAGGGCGGCCCAGGGGUGGCGGUGAAGCACAUGGACACGGUUUGUGCGGGAGGCGUGCAGUUGAUAUACAAGGAUUUUGAGAAGUUUUCAGGGGACAAGGCAUUUUUUACGCUGAUCGAUCGGCCUGUGAGUGAUGCGCACAUUAGGCAGCGCCAGUCCAAGUUGUUAUCAAUCAAUGCGGUGACCUGUCCGCACGUUAGCCUAACGCCCUCGAUCGUGUCGCUUUACAUGGCGGAGCUCAACUUUUUGUCUCGUUUGGACUUGCAGUUUAAGCAGUCCUACCGUCGCUACUCCUCUGCUAAGCUGUCGUCCAGAUCCUCCCCGCACGGGGCCGAUUCGGGCAUCCACCUCAGCACCCGGAGAAGUUUUGCGGGGGAUGGGCGAAAGUCUGCUGACAAGAGACGGCACUCAUUUCAAAUUACAGGGCCUCGAAGCUUUCGGGCAUUGGCAAACGUCCGCAGGGCCUAUCACAGGAGGCCCAACGCCCCCGGUACCUGUUUGAUUGACAUUUGUACCAGGGUUGAGGGCAAGCGGUCGGUGGUUGAGCUGAAGGGGGCGCAGGCCUGCAGGUACAAGUUAAGGAAUAGGACAGACUACAAGAUUUUUUUUUCCGAGCCUUUUGGAGACCCGGCGGUGCUGCGGCCGCACAGUUUUCAGGCUUUUAGUUGGAGUAGUGGCCUCGCGGAGUCCCGCGGCGAGAUACACGUAAUGAUUUACGCGCAAUCGCGCGACCAUCCCUUCACUUUUAUUUGUAAUAUAACUCGGCUUAAGAUCCACGCCAUCCUCCCUUGCGUGGCCCAUCGCGUGGGCGUUUCCAUGCGUAGCCUCCUGGUGGCGGUUACCCUUAUAGAGCAGGGGGUCCGUACGUUGGUAUUUACAAGCAUUAGUACCAACAAGGCCAUUAGGCACGUGAACAAGGAGAACAUAUUAUCUCUCCGCAGGGGCACGGUGGCGCUGGACCGUUUGUAUGGUUACUUGCAGAACAGGGCCAAGGGCGCGCGGCGUUCGACCGAGAUGUCGCUAUUAUUUCAACUGAAUGCGAGCGGUUUGGGCAUUUCAUAUGUAACUCCUAGCAGUUUUGGCGUUUCGUAUGUAGGUGUAAGUCCUAGCAUUCGGCCAGUUGGUUUGCAGGAAUUGGCUCUUUUUUGUUCGAUUUCACCGCUUCAUUUGGCGUAUUGUUGCGCUAAGACGCACAACUUGAGGCUGCUAUUGGGGGAGGUUUCAAUUGACUCAUUCGACUCGCCAUUGAUCAGGCAGUGGAAGUACAGCGAUUACUGGUGGAAGAAGUGGUCUAAGCUUCCGUGGUUUAUCCAGCCGAUACUGAGGAGAUCGCACGAGCGGCUCGGACUGGUUGAACGGCAGAUUGUGGAUUCUACCUGGGGAAAAUGGGAUGAGAAGCGGUUUAGCGGAUUUAAAAAAUCGAUGAUUCGUUUUUACAUUUCAGGGAGCUUAGAAAAGCGCCCCGUAUUUUUGAGCCACUUGAUCGUAGCGGUUGAGCCGUUAGAUGUUAUUAUUAAUACUUACAUUUUGCGUGAGCUGCAAAACCUCUACUACAGGUUACCUGCCCCGGCAAAGGACUCACUGCCCGGGCUUUUGUACAUUGAAUAUUUUUAUAUUUCGCCUCUGAAGGCCUAUGUCACGCUUUCCAGUUCCGGCCAAUCUGGAGGCGGUAGUGGCAGUUCCACUGGCGGAAGUUGGUUUUUGACUUACUUUAACUCUAUGAUUGAGGACAUAUCAGAAACCCCGCUCUCGUUCAACCCGGUACUGCAGACCAAUACUUUCACAACCAGCCGGAAGUUGAUAAAUGACUCUGGAGAAACGUACCUUCGCCAAUUGGUGCGACAGGCCGCUAAAAGCAUCGGGUCCUUUAAUAUCAUCGGAAACCCAAUUGGACUUUUUAGAAGAUUGCAUUUUGGCUGCUGCGAGUUCAUUUCUGCGCUCUUACGCGUCUUCUCCGUCAAAUUGCACGAGUUCCCUUUACACCUUAUACGAGGCGCCCUGGUCCUCGUACUAAUCACCGUCUGCUCACUCUUAGACAGCUGUUCGCUCUGCCUUCGCUCGCUACACUCGCUGGCCGAACAGAUCUCCUUCUACAGCGCAAAUGUAGCCCUGGAUGCCCUCCCCUUCGCGCUAAACAGGAGGGGCCUGUUCGAACCCACGGGAUUGCUUGAUACUCUCAGGGGCGGGAUACUUGGCUCGGCCCUGGUUCUGCUGGGCUCUAUAGUGCAUCCCGUCUCUUUAAUUCACGGAAAAAUCUCCCAUACGCUUAGACAAAUACACGCGGCGUUAUUACGCAAAAACCGCUCCACGUAUGGCUGGAGGUCCACCGUGGAUAGGAGGGAAACCUCCAACGUCUUACUCAAGGUCCUCUCUUUCCUAGCGCUCGGCCCGCCCAUGUCCGUGCUCCUGCUUUCCAGGUCCAUCAUACGCGGACUGAGCGCUACUCUUUCACACCUAGGCCGAAUUUCAGAUCUUAAGCCAAAGGCCAUGGGCAAGAUCCUCAGGUCUGGCUGCUCUACGUCAGAACAUGACUUUUAUAUCUACAAUGCCACGCGGCUGCUAGAGCAGGCGCUCGCUGGAACCCUUUAUUCGCACAUAAAACACGAAAUUGUAGCGGUACAUGCGUCUUCAGAUUCGGACAUGGUAGUUGUUACAGAUUCAUUCGUCUUUCAAAUCUGCGGGGGGAAAAUUUGCUUUGCGUGUGACAAAAAUUCUGUAUACCGCAUCUCGCUCUUUCCGGACUCGGUGCUACUCUCCUUCACCUCGCACAUUAGGCUUAAGUUGCAUCACGACUUGAAAAAAUUCAUGCAACAGCGCCACUGCAGAACCGCCACGGAACGAAUCAAGCACACCCACAAAAUCUACAAUAGAAACAAACACGACUGCAAAAACCUCUUUGAGACUCUCUCACACUUUGUCGUGGGUUGCAGGGCCUCCUUUAGUUGA